Messenger RNA from Clupea harengus (Atlantic herring), 2685 nucleotides. RefSeq names its product calcium homeostasis modulator family member 6 (gene calhm6). NCBI's taxonomy places the organism in Eukaryota, Metazoa, Chordata, Actinopteri, Clupeiformes, Clupeidae. The record is from RefSeq and is a predicted model, not a curated record. Gene Ontology annotation, molecular function: monoatomic cation channel activity. Gene Ontology annotation, cellular component: plasma membrane.
CACGGCGGCGCUCCAAUCAUGAGAGAAUGACCUAGUCUACAAAAGACAGUUAUACUUGUGAGCGUAUAUUAAUAAAUGCUCUAAAGUAGCAUUAUCAACUGAUAAUUACGCUGGAAAGUUUCGCCACUGCUUCCACAGGUUAUGCCAUAGGCAACCAUGCAUGACGUUAUAUUUCGUGGAGACACGCCCAAUAAUUUAGGGGCAUUCAGAAGAUAACGGAGCUGAAAGUGUUCCCCUCCCAUAAUAGACUUCUCUACAAGCUGACGUUAAUGGGUUUUUGGAAAGAGUUCAUUUUUGCCAGAGGUUUGAAUUUUGGUUGAAAGAAGAAAAGGAACGCGUCGCUAUGGAUAAAUUCAAGGUUGUGAUGAAUUUAGUCCAAAAACGGCAAACGACCCUUGGAUUGGGCCUGAUACCGUUACUAACGGCGGGUGCGGAGCAUGUUUUUUCAACCUUUGCCUUCAAGUGUCCAUGCAGCGAGUGGAGCUUUCUGUAUGGGACGGUGUCUCUUCUUGUGCCGGCCGCGGCUCUGCUUAUACUUGGGUACAUGCUAAGCAAUAAAACGUGGAAACUGUUCACGGGCUUGUGUCUGAAUAAGUCUAAACUUUUUCGUUUCAAAUCCAUGUGCGGCUGCCUAUGUGUUUUUCUUCAGAUCACAAUGACCGCUAUGGUGGCACCUGUCUCCUGGAUCGCAAUAGCACUUCUUAACGGCGUUUAUUUUGAAUGUAUUAUUACGGGCUCUAAUGUCACUCAUCUGAAGAGCUACCUGUGUCAUGGGAGAUCGGACUCCUGCCAGACCGAGCUCCACAAGUUGCCCUGUGAUAAAACUGCAGCGGACAGAGACGCUAUCCUUACAACCAUACGCGCACAGUCUCAGGUCGUGGGCUGGCUGGUGAUAGCCUCUAUCAUGCUCUCCUCUCUGCUGCUCACCUGUGUGGCCAGGUGCCACUCCCCAGUGAGCUACCUCCAGCUCAAGUUCUGGAAGGCGUACUCUCAGAAGGAAAGCAACUUUUUCGACAGCUACGCCACCGAGCACGCCAAGAAGCUUGCCGAGAGGAACAUCAAGAGCUUCUUUGAGAUGAGAACACCGGAGUCUCAAGCGACCCCUCCAAGGUACGCGUGGGAAAAGAUCUCCAGGUUCUACAAGUUCGGGACCAUGGAUAAGUAUUACAGCACGGUACACAAGUAUGUGGAGACGUGCAAGAACCCUGAGAACCCUAUUAGAGUCCUUUCGACUAAAUCAGGUGACAUCUCUAACCCAGCAGCCCUGGACUUUGUGAACGAAGGCACAAUGAUGCUGUGAGAUUAAGGUCAUGAGGUCAUUUGGUUGGAAAUGUUUUCAACUGCACAGCAUUUCCAUUUUUAUGAUGUUUUGAAAAAUAUUUGAAGACUUUUAGAAGAAGUGAAUGUUUUUGUACUUAUUUAAUAUAUGAUGACGUUUUGUGUGCUUAAAACUGAUAUUUAGAUUAUGGAGUGUAUAACCAUUGUGGUGUUAUAUUGUUUCUCAAAUAAGAAGCACAAGUAUACUGAGCUUUUGCUAAUGAUUAAUAUAAAGUUUACAAAGGUUCAGUUUACAAUCCUUGGUUUAUUAUUUGCCUUAUGUCCUUCAAUAGGAGAUAUAUUUUACAGCAUAAACCUUUCAUUGUUCUAUCUGCUUCCUUAUUUGUAAUGAAAAAGUCGUCACAGAAGCUUUUGCAAACAUGAAGAUACAUUCAGCGAGCAGAUAUAUUUACCAGUGUUUUGAAUGAGCGUUUUUCUCUGUGGUCAGCUCUCUCAGUUUCAGUUCUAUCUAACAUCCUGUGUGUGUACAUGGGAAAGGAAAUCACAUGCAAAGCCAUUAGGUGGAGAAUUGUGCCUGAUGAAUCACAAUAAAUGCCUGGCCAGUGAAAGAUUUACGUAUCAAGGAUAAGGAACAUAAGGAUCAUAACAUCUUAUCUUAUGUUAUCUUAUCGGUGCUACUUUUGUUUAAAUAAAUCCAAGCAGUUCACUAAUGUUCACUAAUGAUACUGCUUAUAUAUGCAACUACUUCCAGAUGCUGUGCAAAGUCUGCCCAUUGGUCUGUUUAGAGCACUUCAGCAUGACAAGGUCUUCAGAUGCAUUAGUGAGGAGAAAUAGCAAAUCUUUUAGAUUUAGCCCACAAGCCCCCACAAGGAAAUGAAAGUGUGGUGUUUUCAACCACUUCCUCUAUCCAUAAUGUCACGUAUAUGCUUAGUCUUUUGGGUUUUGACAGUUGUGCACAGGAUUGCUUAAGAUGUGGCAAAGGUGGAGGAUGAUCUGAAAAAAAGCCUGUGUCUGCUACCGGUUUCAUCAGAUUGUUGUGAAAUAUUUUGAAUUCCUUGGCGUUAUGACUGAAUCUGCAUUAUUCUCUAGUUCCCCCCACCCCUUUGUCUCCCCCUUGUGUAGCUAAAUCACCAAAGUGUGCUCAUCUGACUAACAGAGGUUAUAGCAGAGGUUUUAAGGGAUUCAUUUAAGACAGUGACAGAUAGAUAACAGUGACAUGACAACAACAAUAACCUAAUCUCUCUAACCUUGUAGAACAAAAUAGUAACAGAUGUGUGUGUGUUUGUGUGUGUGUGUGUGUGUGUGUGUGUGUGUGUGUGUGUGUGUGUGUGUGUGUGUGUGUGUGUGUGUGUGUGUGAAUGUGAAAGUGAAGCAAACAGUGGAAUAAAGCACAAUUUUGACAAAUAA